AAACUCAGCUGUUUGUUGAUAUGUGUAUAAAUGACAGAAUGAAAGCUGUGUACGGUAUAGGUUGAUAUAUUAAUUCAACCAUGAACGAUGAAAUUAAAUGUACUCUUUUUCGAGUUCCUGAGACAGCUGAAGAUUUGAGAUUAUCUCACGAAAGAAAUAUAGCGCUGAUUCGCAAGCAGUGCACUGAAAUAGAAAGUUUGAAACAAGAGUUAGAUGCUGUUGUUACGGAACGUGAUAUGUUGCUAUGUGAAGUUAGUAAACUUAAGUUUGAAUUUGAAAUAAGCAAUUUGAAAAGGUUACGUGAUGGAAGUGCAAGUGGUAUGAUUGACGACCAAGGAAUGUCUGAUGCCCAAACAAAUGACAGGUUUUAUGUUUCAAUUGGAGGCUUCCAUCAUAAAGAUGAGAGGUCUUCCUGUGGUAAUGGGUUACCACUUUCACCUGUUAUUAGAAGUCACCAUUUACACAAGAGUUCUGUGUGUGAUGGGGGUGAAAUCCUCAAACGUUCUCGCAACCAAGCAGUGUACGAGCUUUCGCAAGAUCUUUUAGAUAAGCAAAUUGAAAUGUUGGAAAGAAAGUAUGGUGGCAUGAAGGCUCGUAAAGCUGCUCUUACCAUUCAGAGAGCAUUUCGCAGAUAUACAUUGUUAAAGAAAUUUGCUACUAUUACAGCAAUGGCCAAAGUAGAAAACAGGUUGAGUCGACGUCUCCAAGGCGUUGGUGAUAACGGAGAACGUUUUGUGGAUUCGGAUAGUGCUGUCAGGAAUAAUUUUGCUGGUCUUUACCAAGAGCUACGGCAAGAUUCCCAGCCACGAGCAUUUGUUCGUUCUUUGCCAUUGCGAUCCAUGUCAUUACGUGAGAGAGAACGAAGAAAUUUGGAAACUGCAGCGUUACCUAGAAGUCAGUCUAGUCGGUGUGAUAUGACGAAAGCAACUCAAGGUGAAGCUUAUAGCUCAAGAAUUUUCUCUCCAUGUCAUUGUUAUUCAGUUCAUCAGCAUCCAUGGGACUCACUGCAGUACUACAUGCAACACAAGCAGUUUGUAGAUUCUCUUGAGGGUGGACAUGCUUCACUUCUGAAUAGAGAAUCAACACUAAGGAAAACUAUUGCUUCAUUGCCUCACUUCCAGAAUACAGUAGCUUGGGCAGUCAAAUCGAAUGUCAGUCAAGCACGUCCGUGGAACCAAAGUCAAAAGAUUCCUCCUGAGGUUCCUAAACGAACAUCGUCUAUUUCAUCAAGGUCUAAUGAAACUCGUCAUCAUCGUAUUAAUGGAUUGAAUAAAACAAGAGACAGUGGUAGUCUAUCAAGUGUCCAAUCAUCAGGUAGCGACAGCAGUUUGUCAGCGGAUAGAAUCACGUGUGAAAGCCUAGAAGCAGAAAGCCACAGGUUUUCACCUAUAUGGAAACGAAAAGAUGAGUCAAGUUCACCAAGUCACCAGCUAUCAUCUGAGUGUCACAAGGAUCUUAACCAUUCAAAUAGUAGUGUAACUUACCAGCAUCCCUUUCAAGAACACGUAGAAAGCCAAAGACAAAGCACAAUAUACAAGGUUUCAGAAACUUUAAGGAAGAGACAGUAUAGAGUUGGCCUCAACUUAUUUAAUAAACGACCUGAGAGAGGUAUUAGUUACCUCAUAAGACGUGGUUUCUUAGAAAAUUCACCACAAGGAGUAGCAAAAUUUCUGAUAACAAGGAAAGGUCUAAGCAAACAAAUGAUUGGAGAAUAUUUAGGAAACCUACAGAAUCCUUUUAGUAUGGCUGUUCUCGAAUGUUUUGUUCAGGAACUGGAUCUGUCUGACAUGCAUGUGGAUAUGGCUUUGCGUAAAUUUCAAACAUAUUUUCGCAUGCCUGGUGAGGCCCAAAAAAUUGAACGUCUGAUGGAAGUGUUUGGUCAGCGUUACUGUCAGUGCAAUAGAGACAUAGUUAUGGGGUUCCGGAGCCCAGACACUGUAUUUGUUCUUGCCUUUGCCAUUAUCAUGUUGAAUACAGAUCUUCAUACUCCAAAUCUAAAACCAGAGAGAAGAAUGAAGCUAGAAGAUUUCAUUAAAAACCUUAGAGGUAUUGAUGAUGGUGCGGAUAUUGAUCGUGAUAUCUUGGUUGGUAUAUAUGAGAGAGUCAAGUGCAAUGAAUUUAAACCAGGAUCUGAUCAUGUGACUCAGGUUCUGAAAGUUCAAUCUACAAUUGUUGGGAAAAAGCCUCCUCUAGACACAUUUCACCAACUACCCUCAAUACAGCCAAGUAGGAAGUUACAUUUUGUGCCAAACAUGGCACUUCCUCAUCGCAGGUUAGUGUGUUAUUGUCGCCUCUACGAAAUUCCUGAUAUUUAUAAGAAAGAGCGUCCAGGUGUUCAUCAGCGUGAAGUGUUCCUCUUUAACGAUCUUCUAGUCAUUACAAAAAUUUUAAGCAAAAAGAAAAGUUCAGUUACCUACACAUUUCGACAAAGCUUUCCUCUUUGUGGUAUGGUCAUCACUCUUUUUGAAGUUCCACUGUGCCCGUUUGGAAUUCGUCUUUCGCAGCGAGUUGAUGGGAAGGUCCUGAUUACCUUUAAUGCAAGAAAUGAACAUGAUCGCUGCAAAUUUGCAGAGGACUUGAGAGAAUCAACAAGUGAAAUGGACGAAAUGGAAAAUUUGCGCAUUGAUGCGGAGUUAGAACGUCAAAAGAGUAGUAGAGGGUGCCGGGGAAGCGCGGAAAAUCGUGACAGUGGUGUGGCUGAUGUGGAAGUGUGUCCUUGCGUUCAGUCAAGCUUUGGACAUGGAACAGAUAGUUACCCAGAAUCAGAGACUGAACAUCACUCCACAGAAAUUGUACUUAAAAGAUCAGCUUUGAGUAAUUCUCUUCUUGAUAUCCAUGAACAAUCAGGUGUUGGCCAUCACCGGAGAAGCAGUAUGGGAUCAUUAGACAGUGGAAUGUCAGUUUCCUUCCAGCCAGCUAAUGUCGAUGGCGCAUCAAGUAAAACUCCAUCUCUCACCGAUCAGGGUUUAAAAUUAGUGACAAAGCGGCAAUUUUAUGUUGGAAACACAAGUGUCAAGAAAGAUUAUAAACAAGUUUUCUCAGAAAAUGAGUCUCGCUCUGAUAAUUAGUCAGUAUUAUCAUAAGUGUUUUCCUUCGUAGAAACCAGAAACAACAGCUUUCAAGCGACGCAUUUAUAAAGUGUUAAAUAAUAAUUUUUUCUUCAUAAAUUGUUGUGCUACAAAAGAAACUCUCAAUAUGUAUAAAUUUCUAAGGAUUUCUUUUAUUUUCAUCCUUUAAGUUCCUAAUCAAUUUAUGUUUCUAGGUGUAUACAGAGUUUUUUUUAUAUGAUAUGCACAUUAACUGCUUAUUGCAGAAAGGCACCAGUCACUUCUUAUCCGGACAUGUGAUUAAAUGGGAAAAAUUCUGUAAAUACUUGUAAAAGUGCUCUUGUUGAUAAUUUGUUUAGUUUAACCAUUAGUUAUGAUUUUUUUCAUCUAUCACUAUAUAAAGAUAUUUUGACAUGCCUCUCAGAGGUAUGUUACUGUUAAAACAUAUUAUUUUUAUAUAGAUUUUAUUUUUUUUGUAUUAAUGAUAAUUAUUUUGUAUAUAAGAAAAUUUAUUUAUUUUGUUUGUGUUAAAAAGAGUUACCAAAACCAAAAAACUGACACUUUACAAUGCCAGUCAAAUAUUUUGAUUGACUGUAGUGCAAGGAACAAAAUAAACUGUACAGGAGAGUAAGAACUUAUGUAUGUCACUUGGUUAUGAACGGGGAGGCUGACGAUGAUUGCCUAGUUUAUUGUGAGCCCUAAACCACAAGCACUGACCCGGCAUGUAAAUCGUGAACCAUGACUUGUCUGACCUCAUCAGAUAAUAGUGUGUCAGUGUUCCCGGCCACUAAACACACACGAGAGGUUAAGGCUCUAGCUCACACACCAUGUUGGUUAGUUCAGUUUCUUGUCUAAAGGCUAUUCCUGUAAAUGUAUCACGGUUGCUUUCUUGAAUUGUGUGUUUCAUCAAAAAAUUGUUUCCAUCAGAUAUUUUUUAAGUAUAAUCUGAUAGUGGUAAAAAUUUAUGUAGCUCUUCAUAAUUAUGAUUGCUUCACUUGCAUGAUAUUUUACAGCUUGCAAAAAAUGUUAAGUAAAUAUUUGGUAAUAAAAUCUGUGAUGCAAAAGAGCUUUAGUAAUAAAUCAAUAUUAAAGGCCCGUAAACCAAAGAAAUGUAAUAAAACUGAAGUGAUCAAUAGGAUGUGUGUGAAUGAGCCUUAAGCACACAAACAGUUCUUGUUGUGCUUCAUAAGCUUUCGGUGAAGAUUCCUAGUCAAGCGAGAGACAGUGGAUGAGAGUUAUGAGCACCAAGAUGAAGGAAAAAUUACUAAUGGCAAGGGAUGUAAUUUUACAAGGAAGAUAAUAUUGAACCUUUUCAAAGAUCAACUGUAGUAGCAACUUAAUGAAAUUUUUAGGAUUGGCAAAACAAGCACUUGAUUAAAGUGGUAAAAAAUGUUAAUUAUGUAGCAUAUAAUGGAACUAUUUUUGUUAGUACAGUAGAAUUUACUUUGAACCUGAAAGGACUAAGAAUAAAUUUUGAACUAACUGAAAAUUCAAAUUAAGGAAAGGAAAAAAUAGAUUUUUCUGUCAACUACUUCAAUUUUUCAGAACCGUCCUUAUUUGCUUCUACCAAAAGUGUUAUUUGAUUCUUACUGACAUUGCAGUGCUCAUUCUUAAAAGUCAGAAUUUAGUCUUAAGUAAACUUGAAAACAGUACCGUUGCAUUCGGGUGAAAUGCAGUUGAGGAUUGGAAAAUGGGCAUGAUGGGACGGUCACAUAAUUAUACGACUGGUGUUGAGCAACGUUAACACACAUUAAAGGUAUCUAACUUCUUACUGUUCAACUCUUGUCUGUCAAGCCAAUCAGAUGGUCGCAAUGUGUUCUCAAUUGUGUAACAUGGUUAUGCUGAACUGCCUGAUAUUACAAGCAAAAUCAUCAUCAAUAUCAUCAUCAUCAUCAUCAUCAUCAUCAUCAUCAUCAUCAUCAUCAUCAUCAUCAUCAUCAUCAUCAUCAUCAUCGUCAUCAACUGCUUCCAGCCUGUGGCCGGGUCAGCAAAGUAAAAUGCCUCCAUUUCCUUUGUUCCUCCACCAUUCCUCAUCCUUCACUUUACUCCAAUCUUCUCCUCUCUCCUGCACUCCUUUAACUAUCUGCUCUUCCCAUCUCCUCCUUAAUCUUCCUUGGGGUCUUUUUUCUGUGUACAUUUUCGUAGGCAGCCUCUUUGUUUUCCAUUCUCUGCACAUGUCCCUACCAUCUCAUUCUUGCUUCUUCAAUGAUCUCCUUCAAAUCUUGUACUCCUGCUCUUGCUUGUACAAUCUCGUUCCUGAUUUUUUCUCGCCUUGUAACUCUCAACAUACUCCUCAUAUACUUCAUUCCUAUUGCUCUGAUCUUCCCAGGAUCUCUCUUGUCAACAGUCCAAUUCUCUGCUCCAUAUGUAACUAUGGGCACAUAGUAGAUGAUGUACAACACUUGUUUGCACUUUAAUAGCACCUCCCUCUUCCAUACCAAAUCUCUCACAUCCUGUAGAAUACAUCCUCUUGUUGCCCUCGCCUUACCAUUUCCUCCUUGUUUUUUUCCCCUCCCUGAAAUACGUUUUCUAGAUACUUAAAGGUUUCUAUCUGUUUUAACUCAACACCAUCUAAUUGAAUGCAACACCUAACUCCAUUUUAGUUCCUUGUCAUGACCAUCACUUCACUCUUUGUAGUGCUCAAUCUCGUGCCAUACUUUCUCACUUUCUUUUCACCCCAUACCAUCAAAUCAUCAGCAAACAGCAUGGCCUUCAUCUUUCCUUCUCCGAUAUUUUUGUCCACUCUCUUCAUAAUGCUCUCCUAAACAAUAAUAUUCAACAAUGGGACAAUGCACCACCCGGCUUCGCUUCUUCCAUAGCUUGCCAAACACACUGUCUUUUCACACUGUCAUAUGCCUUCUACACAUCCAGGAAUAGCAUCACUAGAUCUUUCCCAAAUUCAUGUCUUCUCUCCAUCAGUUGUCGAGUGGCAAAAAUCAAGUCUAUAGUAGACCUCCCUUCUCUAAACCCAUGCUGCUCCUCACGCUAUUUUCCUGCCAUGCCCUUCCUUAUCUUCUUUUCCAAGAUCUUCUCAUACACCUUUGCACAGUGGCACAUCAGAAUGAUACCACUAUAGUUCUCACAUAUUUUCCUGUCUUCUUUCUUAAACACUGGCACUAUUACCCCUUUACUCCAGUCCUCUGGUAUGUAGUUUUCUUUCCAAACACCCCUCAUCGCUCAAUACAGCCAAUGAAUUCAUACUUCUCCUGCUGCUCUUAUCAUUUCUACUGUUAGCUCAUCUAUCCCUGGAGCUUUGCCAUUCUUCAUCCUUUUCAGUGCUUCCUCUACAUCUUUCCAUGUGAUAUCAUCAUCCAACUCAGAAAAUACUUCCUGCUCAUCUGUUUCUUCCUCAUUCUCAUUACCAUCUAGAUUUAGCAGCUUUUCAAAAUAAUUAUUCUAUAGUACUUUUCCUCUUCUUCCGUCUCCACCAUUCAGUCAACAAAUGUUAACAAAUGUUAACAAAUGACCACCGCAUCACAUAGUUGAACCCAAACAAAGUAAUGUUUUUUUGCAUUUUUCUUUACAACUUUUUUCUUGUGUGUUAUCAGGAUAUAUAGUUUUUUUUUUGUAGUCUUUCUCAUCUUGCUUUUAGUGUCUUAGCAUCCCAUUCAUUUCCUGUACAUUUUAUUGUUUGGAUUUUUAUUUUGUACCCCACUUGCUUUAUCAUUUAUUCACACAUUCUUCCACUCUUGGAUGUUUUAGUUAUUUAGUUAUUUUGGUUCCCCCCCUUUUUUUUCCCCUUUAUUGAACCUACGUUGGUGCAUGAGCACCUUACUUACAAUAGUAUAAAAUUUUUAUACACUUUUGGGAAAGAGUUGAUGUAGGACCAAACAAAAAUAUAUUUGUACCCAUAAAUUUACCUAAUGAUUGAUUUUUAUGAGUCUCGUGAACAAAAUUAUCUAUUUUUCUUGUAAGGAAAUACUAUUUUGUUUAAAGGGUUGAAGGUCUGCUCAGCGUAUGGUCUCGCUACGGAAGUUAAUAAUGGGCGCCUCCAUAUGUAAAGAGCACACGGACCCGGAGACCCCUCUCAGGGUGUGAUGUAGUCCGUGUGGGAGCGAGAUUCUGACCCUCUUAGUUUUUUGAACAUAACUUGCCAAGACCUGGCUCGCUCUCUGUGUCGGGCACGCUUGCACCUGUGUAAGACUCCAGUGGGCUCUUAGGGUGUCCCACACACCCACUAACAAGAGAUGGUCGACACGUGGUCAGAAGAGAUUUUUUCAGAAUUUACACGCUCUCGUACACGUAUUUACUUAAUAAGCAGAGAAAAAGCCCCAAGGCACGCAUUGGUUUACACACAUGGCCACACAAAGAUGUUAGGUAGUUGGUGAUUAAAGACUCAUUAAAGAGUUAAUAAAUCAAUUAUUUAAGCAGCCCACCGGCCGAGGUAAGCCCCGAGGACAAACGCAAAUGGUUUGAAAGACUUAAAUACAUGACCGGAAACUACUUAUCAGUACUGCAAGAUUUGAUGUACCGGGAUGCUGGUGUGUGUACUCUCGGCCGGCGAUGACGAUGGACUGGAGCGAGAGGCAUCGUUACGUUACUGCAUUUACGUGCCAAGGGUUAGUGGGCAAAAGACACAUAAAACACUUCUUGUGGCUUGGUUGCUUAAUAACAUAUAGAAAUUAAUAUUUUAGUGUUCAAAUAAAGUCUGACUUCGGCUGGGCUCGGGAGUGCUUGGCGCCGUCUUAGUGUUGGGAGUAUAAUUAUAUAAAAAUUACUAAACAAAACUUCUCGGCCGGUCCGCUGUAACACAAAACCUUUGGGACAAAUUUAAUAAAGGUUUACAAUAUAAUUUAAGAUUAAUUAAGGGAGCACAGCACUGAUGCUAGGGCGCCCUCUUGAGGUAGUUCGUGGUGCAGUGUUUGAACUCGCACAAUUACAUACGUGGGCGGUACGAAUGCCGGGAAGCAGUGGUUAGGUGCGAGACAGGAAGAAACAGGGAGCGGUGUCUGACCAGGCUUAAAGUGUGAAGCCCCAGUCAAUGUCAAGGUGAACAUUGUUUAGUAAAAUGAUAACUAGUUAUAAUUAGGGGUGUGCGGGAUCCCGACGCUUCGGGAAAAAAGUCGGGAAUAUAGGCUUCCCGAAAUGCCGGGCGGGAAUUUUAUUACUCCCAAAUUUUUUGGGAAAUUGUUUAAAAAUUUAAAAAUGUUUACUAAUCAUGUGAAAAUGUUUUCUAUCAAUUCAAACUGUUUUUACAACAAUAUUUUUUAUGGAUUUGUACAUUUUUGAAGGGUUUCCGUACUAUUUAAACGCAAAACAUCUUUUAAACGUAUGCCGAUCGUAGCGACAGCUGUGGUGUGCAGUGAAUUAUGAUAAUCGUUUACACAUAUAUAAUUGGAAUGUAAAAAACGUACAUGGAGUAUCUUAAAUAUUGUAUGCGUUCAUAAAUAUAUUUCUUCUAGGGUACAAAUUUGCAGAUACGUGAAUAGUCAGUUAUAUAACGUUAUUGCCGUCACCAUCGAAUACUUAACCUAAAACCACUGUGUCCCCUUAGACACAAACAAAACACAUGCGCAAUCCAACCUUUUCGCCAAAGAUAUAAGAAAUACUAGACUUGCGUUACAUAACGAAGCGUAACCGUUCUCAUUACUUGAUAUUAGUGGCGAUGUAGAGAACUGUAUUGGCACUUUGAAAAAUAUGAAAUCACGUAGUUUUACACCACUGCUCACGAGUAUCUAAACAUCUAUGAUUUUGCUUUGGGAGAAAAAAAUAGUUGUUUACUGUUUAGUUUGACGGGCUUUGUCGGCUGACGUUACAUUAUUAAGGCUUGUGCAAAGUAUCUGUUCCUAUUUUCGAUGCCAUUGUACAUUAAAACAAACUAGCAGCCUACAAAUAAUAGAUGUCGCAACCGAUCAUCUUGUUACUUGUACACCUAAAAGUGUUUAGAAGUAUUUUGAACGUCUGACAGACAGUAAAUCCCUGGCAAAGUAUGUCUCAUGUGAAAAUUUUUUUUGAGAUGCGAGCAUGGUACGUCUGGCUAUAAAAAAAGAAUUUGAGGAUGCUAAAAAAUAUAAAGUCGCCGCUGAAAAAAGGACAAGUGAAGCAGACAAAAGAAAUAGCAGAAAAAAAAAAACAACUAACUUUGCAAGAAACGUUUAAAUGGCCAUCUUCUCAUAUUAUAAUUAAAAUUUUGCUUUUUUUUUUUUUAAUUUUUCCGAUCCCGUCCCGUUUCCCGCGGGAAUAAUUUAUUUUUCCCGAAAAUUUCCCGCAGUACAAAAACCUAUUCCCGCACACCCCUAGUUAUAAUGAUAUAGCCAUUAAAUAUUUAAAAAUUAAUAAAAACCCACACUACAGCUAAGCCAAAUUUCACUGUUUACAAGUAAAUGAGUGUUUAUUAAUAAAAAGGUAACAGUAGGGUUUUAUAUCCCAUGGUUUUGUGCAAAGGUGUAAUGAGACAAGACAUUCCAAGAUUUUUAUAGUAUGCUUGGAACCACUUGGGUACUUACUUGGUGCUCAUAAUUGCGCCAUGCCAUGUUUUUAGUGAAAGAGUUAUAAUAGUUAUUUUUAUUGAUGUGAAAUUGGCUGUGCAAAAGUGCAUAUAUAAGAAAUGAUUAUAGGCCUAAAAAAGUAGGUGUUAUUUCUUUAUGAAAUGGUUUUUUUUUAGGUGAAAUACAUAGGGUUUUUUUUUUUUUCAGGCUUGAUGUGGCAAUCAUGGUUUUAAAUGUUAAUCAGAGCAAACAAAAUCUUGUGAAAUAUAUGUGAAAAAUUAUUACCAGAUGCCAGUUUGCAUCAAUUAUAAUGAGAAUGGAAGUAAUUUAUAAAUCCCCUAUUUACUGCUUUCUAUGAGUUUCAUAUUUGGAGGUUACAGUUUAAAUUCAUCCAAUAUCAAAUUUUUUUUCUUGCUAUAAAAAAGUAACUAUAAAAUUAUGCAUGUAGAAAGGAUUAAAAACUAAUUUCAAUAAAUAUUUUUUAACAAUUAUUGUUACAUUAUACUCCAAUGUGAUUUUAGUAUUGAAGUUUUCUUUGUAAAAAAUAUUUUGGUUUUUAUGAAUGUGCCCAACACAAUAGAGAAACAAAAAAAUAGGGUUAAAAUGUCUUAGCAACCAAAUGAAUUCAACUGGAAUUUGAAGGAAUAGUUACAAUAAUUAGUACAAAUUCAAUCAAUGUUCUAUACAUAUAACAAAAUCAUUUACUCAAGAAAAUGAAAAUUACAUUAAUGUAAUUACAUCAAAACUUUUUUCACAUUUGUAAUUGGCUAAUUUAAAAAAAGUAGUGCAACCAAGGUGUCAGUCAAUAUCAUUGAGUUAAAAAAUGUGGGAAAACUACAAAAAUAAUGCCAGUUACGUAUUUCAAUAAUGUAAAUAUAUAUUAUAAUAACGAUACAUUUUUAUUAUUGAUAUAUAAAAUAUAAUAUAAAGAAGGAAUUUAAAUUAAUUCCUUGCAAUUGUUUCAAAAGCAUCGUGAAUAGCCACUUUAAAUUUAAAUGUUGAAAUCAGCAUUUUACAUUUGAAAAUGCCAAAAAUAGUAUUAUUAUAAACAUUACAGCAUUUGCUAAUUUUUCAGUUCUCUAGUAAUAAUUAACCCAAAAGUGAGCUAAAACUUUAUUGCAAUCUGAAAAACAUACCUGUAAUGAAAACAUGUGAUAGUUAUAAGAAAAUGUUACAUUUAGUACCUAAAUUAAUUAUUUUAACAGCCAAGUGAGUUCCAACUAUGUAAAAUGAUUGCAAGAUAUGGAGGUAAAAAUAAUUAACAACAUGAAAAUUAGCAAAAUUUAAGUCAUGGCACUAAACCAAAACCUUUAAUGACCUUUAUGUGUUUAACUAGUAAUGAUAAAUUAAGACAUUAUUAAUAAGGCAAUAUUUAAAAAAAUAGGGCUUUUUAGGAUUGCAGUUAUAAAUAAGAGAUUUGAUUGGAAAGUUUUAAGACUUGGCUUGUCAUUUCAAAAUGGCAGAUCUCCUCCAAACUAGUCCCCUUCUGACUGAAAACAUCAGCUCUACUUAUGGAAGUAUUCUUGGAAAUCUUGAUUCUUAUGGAAUUAAGAAUCCUGUCUCUGUUUGCCUGAAUGUCUUCAAUCUAAUAAAAUUGAUUCCCUUUCAGGGUAAGUUUCCAUUUAGGAAACAGGUCAGUCAACAAAGCCAAAUCAGGGAACUGGGGGUUGUGGAAGCAAGCACAGGAAUGAAGAAUUUGGCCUAAAAUUCCCUGAUGGAGAGAGCUCAAGCCUAGGCGUUUUCAGAGUGCACGACCUUUCUUCUGCACGUUUUCCCACAAACGCUCGAGGACACUGUUAUAAUAUUCCUGGUUGACUGUCUGUCCACCAGAGGUACAUUCAUGAUGCACAAUACCGCAGAAUCUAAAACACCACGAACAUCGUCUUCUCAUUAGACUGAAUUUGUUAUGUUUUUUUUCAGCUCAGACAUUCAUCCGCAAAAGCUUCUUUUACGAGUUCAUAAGUAGCUUAAUCUGAUUUUAUAUUUUAAAACAAAAUAACACACAACUCAUUCUGUUUUUUUUCAUCCAUUUUACACAAUCAAUAUUCUGCAGUGAACAGAAAACACUUCUUCACUCACCACAGUGACACACACUGCUGAAUAAAAAUAUUGCGGUUAUCUUGUCGUACCAUGUCAAGGACAAAACACUUUGACACUCGCAGGCAAACCUAGAAAACCUAGUCCCUCCUAUUGAGAUGUGGUGGCACCUGUCUUUAAACUUUCCAAGCACACCGGGUGCUGAUUAACAUAAAAGUUAGCUAAACCACAAUUGCAAAUCUACUGACACAAAAUUAUUUUGGUGUUUAUUAUAAAUCAUUUCUUUGUAAAAAAAUAUCAAUAUAUUAGGACAUAGGUUUGUUCUAGUAAAUAUAUAAAACAAUUGCAUGUGAAGCAGAUAUAUGCCGACAGAUAACAAGCUGAAGCUUACAUUAGCACACCUGUUUAAGAUGAAAGUGUUCCAUAAGUCAGUGCAUAUCUGUAGUAUAAUAGUAUAAUAUAAAACUAAAUGUUAUUUUUCAAAUGUAUGUUUCAUCUAAUUCCUUAUCAUAUGAUAAAUAAAAUAUUUACUAAAGUUAUUACUCCCCUGUCAAUUAAUGUGUGAUACAUUCAUUUUAGUGAAUAGUUAGUGGAUGUUAGGGUAUGUGUGUAUGUGUAAAUAGUUUUUAAAAUUAAAAGGAGGUGUUUUACUUUGCAAACUUUCUGCAGAACAGCUUAUGGCAACAGGAUUUAGUGCUGCCUUGCUACUCAUUAGCUAUUAGUUAAGAGUUAUGCCAGAUUGGGCAAAGACCCAUCUCGAUCUUGAUGUCACGAGAUUCCUCAUUCAUUCAUUACCACUGGUCUAGCUUACUAGACAAGCCAUGCUAUAGUUUUUUGAGCACUAUCGCUGAGAAGGUAUGAUAGAAAAUAAACCACCUUAUUAAAUUUCCAUAGUUACCCUCCUUUGUGCAGAAAAUUUGAUGGUCAAGUUACAUUUGCAUUCUCAUCUGCACUCUCAAAAUACCAGUAAUUAGGUAUUAAUUUUUUCAGACUUUAUUUUGCACAGUUUCAAUGCUUCAACAUUUUUCUUUAUUUCCCAAAUUUAUUAUUAAAUCUAUUCUACAUUUUCUAAUGAUGUGUGUUUUAAAGAUAAUUAAGUAAUUUUUCACAAAAAUAACAUCAAAUAAAGCUGUUGUACACUGCAGAAAAGUAUCCAAAACCAUUAUAAAAUGCCUGCCUACUCAACAUACAGUUGGAACUAAAGGGCAUCCCCGCUGCGACCAACUAUGCCUGUAGUCUUAUCUCAUGAACAGUCCUUUUUCUUUCGACAGCUAGUGAGUAGUAAUGCUCAACCAAAAAAAAACUUACAUUUCACGUUGAAACUUUGUAUCAGCCGACUAUGAGCCAGUGAAAUGUUGUUGGUAGCCUUGCCAAUCCUGUUUACCUCUAAUGACUUACAACAUACCAUUGAGGUCUACGUGACUGCAAAUGAAUCCUUAGAGUAGUAUAAAUAAAACUUUGUAAUAAAGCAACUAUUGCUGUUUCAAUUCAAAUAAUUUUUUUUUCUUUGUAAUCUUCUAGCAGACUUUAAUUUGUGGCCCCUGGUGAAGCAUUAGUAAAUAUUUUCCAUGUAGUCCCAGUUUUUGCUUGUAAUAAGCUAACAUAAGUUUACAUUAAUGAAAUAAUAAAAUAAUCAGCUUGUUUUAAUACAAAGUUACAGAGCUGAUCAUGUGUUGAGAGAGAUUUACGCGUACUGAAGUAAGAUACUAUGACAUAAAUACAAGUCUUUUAUGUCGGGAUUGUGAUUAGGUCAUUUUGUAUAAUAGUAUUAAUUUUUAAAGUUAAUAAUUUGUAUCCAUCAGAAAGCCUGUAAGGAUGUGUUAAGUGUAACUGACUCAGUAUUAGUUCAAACAUUUUUUUCUUGAAGUAUAGAAUGUAGUUAUUUCUAUGAAACUACCAUUGCUUUCAAGGUUGAGCCACGUCAAGUGGUAGACUGUGGCGAUGUUUAGCUCUGCAUUACAGCAAGUAUCUUCAGGGUUGAGAAAUCAAGUGAUAGCUAGAAAGAAGUAAGGUUCUAUAUAUAGACUACUUUCUUGUUUAAUGAAGUUGUACCGGUAUAUUUUGUAUUAAAGAAUUAUAAGCUUAUGUUCCCUAAUAACAUCUAUUAAUAGAAUCAAUUAAUGUAUUCCUUAGAACUGUACGGACAGUUAUGCAUCAUAUUUUUUUGAUCUAAAUCAAAUGUAUACCUAUUAAGAUUUCGCUUGAAAAUGAGUAUUUUGUUGUGUUCAGGGAAAAACUUGGUUUUAUUCUACAAAAUGAGUUACACACAAAAUAUCACUUAAGAAGGGUUGCAAACACCAUUCCCUGAAAUGCAAUUUAAUUAAAUUUUUCAUCCUAAUUAUAAUAAAUAGAGCUCAGAUAAUACAGAACCCCCAAAAAAUAUAGGAAUGGUUGGAAACUUAGCUUAAAGUGUGAAAGAAUCAUUAUUUAUGCUAUUGUAUUAGAUUCUGUAUAUGUUCUUUUAACAUUUUUUAUCCACUACAAUUUUAUGCCAUAGCCACUAAUAUUAUUUUUAAUAUUCUGAGCAGGUGUUGGCAGUCAAACUGUAAACAAACUACUUCACAGAAUGGUCAGAUAAGUGCAUUAUUUUUGGGAUGGCUUAUAUAAAUGACGUAGAAAAAAAGUUGCUCUAUGACCGGAAAUUUAAGUCUGCCUUGAAAGAACUUGAAUUUGAAGUCAACAUGUAUUCUGGAGCCUUUCAGUGCAAUAAGAAUUCAAUUUGUGUUGAGUAAAACUCAUUUUAAUAAAAAUAAAUACAUAUUGAGAAAUACAAAUGUACUCUAUAGCUAAGCUAGACCUUAAAAACCAUAAAGUUAUAACUAUUAUAAAAUUGUAGUUACUUGACAAAAAAAUAUGUUGUGUUUGUAUUAAAUCCAUUGUAUUUUUUGUUGUACGUACAAUAAUAAUACUGUAUGCAUGUGUCUCGUAUAACAAUAAACUAGAUUUUAAAAAUACUUAAUAAAAUGUUAAUUUAACAUUGUAAUACAGGUAUGCAUUAAUAAUAAUAAUAAUAAUAAUAAUGCCCAUCUAAAAUAAAUAUUAAAAACAUUACUUAAAUUAAGAAUUACAUUGUCAAAUAGCUGUUUUUUUUUUUAACUCCACAAAGUGUUGUCUGUUUUUACAUGUGUGUGUGUGUUAAUUAAAUGCUCAACACUAUUACCGUGAAAGGGUAAAUAUCUCAAAGCCGUGAAAAUUACUUUUAAAUGCAGUUUGUGCACAAUGGUGAUCUAAUGCUUCUCUAAAAAUGAUAUAUGAAAAACAAAUAUAAAUAUAAAAUUACAAUCAUAAUUCCUUUAUUCAUAUUUUAUCAUAUGAAUUGUAUUAAAAAUAUCUUAGGUAUUAUUUCACAAAAUUGUGCUUUUUACAUGCCAGUGGUCACAUGGUUGGUACAUGUGGAGAAAUUUCCUUACACAAUGUUUUUUCAGCUCCAUUUUGGUAUCAUUCAAUAUUAUAGGUAAUGAUGAUUGUGUUUUAUGUAAUACUCAUAACUUUUUAUGUAUUUUUUUUUUGUAUUUCACUAGUCUACGAGCUUAUAAAUACAAUUCAUUGAUCUGAAAAAAGGAAACAAUAAAGGAGCUGUAAUGAAUUAAGCAUUUGCAAGUUUAAUAAUUGUAACCUAUCAAGUAAAGUAUCCAUCCAUGUCAAUGUAAUAAAACAAUAAAAAUAAAGACUAGCAUUUAACACAGUUUUCAUGUAAGUUAAAUGAUACAGGAUAUUAUAUGAAUUGGUCAGAAAACCCAAUUGUCAGUCUUAUGAAAAAAAAUAUAUAUAAAUCAGGUUGUUAAAAAUAACAUGUUUACAAGCUUGUUUAACACUAACUCAACUAGGGGGAGAGAACCAAAAUUUAGAAUUAAGAUGUUAAAUAAAAAACAUAUUAAUAAAGUGUGAGGAAAAUCAUCAUAUAGUAAAUAUUGAUGGGUUAAUGAAAUGCAGAAUUAUAAAAUGGAACAUCACCAAAACUUAAUGCAUUGUACUCCAUUGAACCACAUAUGUGUGUGUCUAUUGUAGUAGUUUUUAGAUUAUUCUUGUUAAGGUGUAUCAAAUUUUCUAAUAAAAUACUUGUAACUAUCGCAAAACAUAUUUUCUUUUUAUGUAUAUUCUCAACUUUCGCGUGGAUUUUUUUUUCAACAAUGUUAACAAUGGAUUUGUCCAGAUUAAUCAUUCCUGAUUUGUGUAAAGCAUAUUUAUUCAUUCAUAGUGUUUGGAGUAAAUCAGCACCUUAAAUUAAUCACAUUAUCAGUGACUUAAGUUGAGUUUUUUUGCUGCAUUUAGGAUAUAAUUUACCUGUCCUUUUAUGAGUGGUUACAGAAUUGGCUUUAGUAAUAUUUGUUUCAGAUUUUGUGUCGACACAAUUUUGUGAUUGCUUGCAUGUGUGAAUCUAUGAGAGCAAUUUUUUAUAUAUACGUAAUGUUCUUGCAAAAUAAACUCUGUCUAAACAACUUCAUAUUUAUUUUACAGCUUUUAACCAAUUACUGGAAGUAGCUGAUAUUGUAAUUAUUAUAAUCAUCAAAUUUCAUAUCAACAGAGCUUUCAUUUUGGAGGAACAAAAAAAUAAAUUACACUAUUUCCCUGAUUUAAUAACUGCAUCCAUAAACACUACUUUUUUCUUAUGCAUUUUUUUGUGGCCUGCAAUUUAUUUAUUUUCACACUAUUUAGAACAUUUAAAUUACAAAGAUAAUUAAAAUGAAUGAUUUCCAUUACCAAACAUGAAUUUAAAACAAACAGAUAGGCAGCAUGAACAAAUAAACAGCCACGGGACAUAAUGACAUCUGUAAUUAUUUUUCAAAAAUAAUAACACCAAUUUUUCCACAAUAAGCUACAGAAAAUAAAAAAAUUGGACUAACAAGUGAAUGACAGCCAUUUCAUUAUAGGUUAUCUAUGAUACGUACAGUAAUAACCAACAAGUUACUAGUACAAAUAUUUUCAUGACACUCAUACACAAUGAUCAUACUCAGAAAACAUGUAAUUUUAUUGACGCACCUUUGCUCUCACUAAGAACUGGUGUAAGUUAUGUUAUUGACAAAUAACUUGCUUUCCUACAUGUAUUUAAAAGAAGUAUCUUACAAAAGAAGACUUUUAACUUAUGAUUCAGUUUUUACCUCUUUGUUUUGUACACUUUGCCCUAAGUGAGACAUCCUCACACUUCCAUUGCUCUUGCUUAAACAACAAUGAUGGCCGUCUUAUGUCACAAACUCACAGCCAAUAGUGAGUAAUUUUAUAUGUUUACUGCGAGGUUCAAAAAUUUAACAUAUUCAACAUGUAAUAUAAUGGAAACUAAAGUGUGCAUGAAAAUAAAUUUUUAAUGGCUGUAUUAUACUAAUUGAUUAUUUAAAUUGAUUUUCUGGGAAUCAUCCCUAUUGUCCACUUCGAAUUAACUUCAGGAAUUUGCUUCCUCUUUUAUAUCUCUGCAAUACUUAAACUGUACCAUCACUUUACCAUGAGUAUGUUACUCUUUUAAAAGCUAUCAAACUCUUAUCAGUGAUCAGACUUAUUUACUUCCAUGUCUCCUUUCUGCGCAUAGUCAGUUUUUAGCCGUCACCUAAAAGUUUUAUUUAUUGUACAUAAUGUUGCUCAAUCCACAUUUAAUAAACCAAAUAGGUACUAAAGGAACAUCUGUUCUAAGCACUAUUAAAAAGACACAAAUACAUUUCUUUUGCUUUCACCCCAAUCAGAUAAUGGUGCCAAUACAUUUUGCCCAAAUUGGUAAACUAUAGUGAUUCAAAUAAUAUUUACUGAAAUAAAUGCUUCUAUUCUCCUGAUGGAUUACAAUUUCACUUAACCUCUUCAAUUGAAGCCUGAGUAAUUUUUUUUCUGACUGGCUGCCAACAAAUUGGAUGAAAAUUGAUAACAUUGGGGUAAGUUACGGCCUAACAGCUGCGUUUUACUGGGAGUCUAAUGUAUGUAGCAAUACAUAACUUAAAAAAUAAUCAAUUAUCAAAAUUUUACUACAAAAACCAUUUUAUUUUUAUGCCUCUGUAAAAUAACCUUAAGAUGAGGAUUUCAUCCUUAUUGUCAGUCUCUACUAAACAUUAUUUUUAAAAGCUUCAAACAAAAAAAAAUGUGUUAAUACUGGUUGCUUAACACUUCACUUUACUUCAGGAGUAAGUUACAAAAUUUUUAUUUCUUAAAAAACAUUUAUAUGGCAAAACUAAAACUAAAACAUCUGUAAUGGUCUAGUACCAUAUGACCUAUAUUUACUUUAAACCUUUUUUUAAUUCAUGGAUUUAAACUCUACUUGGAAAUUUGUAAUUUUUUUUUUUGUUGCCUAUAUAAUGUCUGCAAUAACUUCUCCAAUAUAAACUUAAAAAAAUAACUUACAGGGUUUGAAAGUUUGUAUUUACUGUCUUUUAUAAAAAAUAACAUGAUAAAUACAUUGAGUUCAACAAUUUAAUUUUUUUUAUCAAAUAUUUCAUUUUAAACCAAUUUCAUAACUGGUUUGAACAAAAAUUUAUAUUAAUUGUUAAUCAUCAGUUUCUCCACACAAAAUAAUUCAUGAAAUCCUUAAUUUUAAAUUCUCUGUAGGUCAAAAUUUAUUUAAUAUAGUACUUUCAAAAACAUAUACUGUACAUAGGCUACUUAGUUCCAAUGUUUUAACUUCUUUAUGUAACUUAUGUGUAUUAAUGUUUUGGUUCCAACAAAUUUCCAUAAGUAUUUUGAAUAUCCUGAAUUAUUUGUUAUUUUACAAGAAAACUUUACUCAUCUUUCAGGAAUCAAUAAUUUGAUAUUCCACCAAAUUUUAAUUUCUGGUAGUUUAUUUUACCUGUGUUCAUUAAAUAUCAUUCACUGAGUCUUGCAUACUUUGAGGAAAAGAGAACUGAUUAAAUUAUUGAAAAAAAAUUUAAUUAGUUUAGCAAAAAAUAGGCCAUUUAGUUUUGGUUUUCCUUUGGAAAUACAUUUAAAAAUUAAAAAUUGGAGUACAUUGACAACAGGCACAGUUAAAGUAGCUUUGGAUUUUUUUGAUAUUGUUGAUGUUUUUCAUUUCUCUGUUAUGUAAUGUGUGUUGUGUUUUUUACUCAAAUUAUUUUAACACAGUGUUCAGUUUUUUUCACCCAUGUCUAUUUGAUGCUAUGAUCUCAGUUGUUCUCUAUAUCAGUGUUUUUUCAUGUGAUUUUUUAUUUGGUGGACUUUGUUAGCUCUUUUAUUAUUUUUCAUGUUUGGCCAUGGAAAUCAUAAAUUUAAAUUCAUUGCUAAUAAACCUAGUAAUUUAGCACUGUGUUGGGAAGUGAUAUGUCAUUUUAGCAUCACUGUAGUCCAGUAAAUUAAACUACGUGAGCCCAUUGUGCUGUGUAUUCUCAUUACCAUUGUAUUGAUUAUAGUUGAAUGAAAUUGAUGCUGAGGAGAACAUGUUUCACAACCUUAUUUACAACUGUGUUAAUAUAGCUAGUCUUUUCAUAUGCUGUAACUUUAUUUUCUUUCUCAUUAUGAAUAUUACCAAAAUUGUAUUUUGAAAUAUUUUGUAAUCAAGACAUAAAGUGUGUGUAUUUCAGCUAAACACAAAAAACAUCUAACUUUCAAUGUAUGUUGGUGAAUAAAACUUAAAUGUUAAUAGUAAUUAACUAAUUUUUUUCAACUUAAAACAAAUUUAAGAAUGUUUACAAAGUUACUGUGUUUUAUUGCAUAAUUGUCACCUAUUUUAUGCUAAAAUAAAGUUUUAAAAGUA
Messenger RNA from Bacillus rossius redtenbacheri, 19172 nucleotides. RefSeq names its product IQ motif and SEC7 domain-containing protein 1 (gene siz). The transcript has 13 exons. Gene Ontology annotation, biological process: actin cytoskeleton organization; regulation of ARF protein signal transduction. The record is from RefSeq and is a predicted model, not a curated record. Lineage: Eukaryota; Metazoa; Arthropoda; Insecta; Phasmatodea; Bacillidae. Bases 81 to 3068 code for a protein of 995 amino acids. Gene Ontology annotation, molecular function: guanyl-nucleotide exchange factor activity.